UGAAAUUGGGGUUGUUAUCACUGAAUGGCACUGAAAGUCCUGUAGAAGCAAUCGAGUUGAACAACCCUGCCUCAAAUAUUUCUUCAGUCAAAAGGUGGUCAUCGCUAUGAGAAUAAAGAUCCCAGUGAAAAAUUCCAAAUGAUCAGGCAUGGAAGCGGAAUGUACAAGGAACUAGAGAUGCCACUAGAAAGUCAUGAGAGAAACCAGUCAAAUAGUUGGAAUCAGGAAAUCUCAUCUUCCAGGGAUGCUGAGACGCAAGGCUUUCUUGCCCAAGAAGGAAAAAUAAAGGAAAGGUAUAUGGGAAAAAGUAUAAGACUAUUAAAAGACAAAUUGGUGGUAAAUGAACACUCUCCAACCCAAACCAAAGGAGAAGGUUAUAUCUGCAGAGACAACGGAAAAACACCCAAUUGGACCUUCACUGUUUCCUGUGAAAAUGGGUCCGUUACGUCUCAGACAGGGGAGAAGCCAUAUAGGUGCAUAGAGUGUGGAAAGAGCUUCUGUGAAAGUACAUCCCUUACAAGGCAUAACAGGAUCCACACAGGGAAGAAACCGCAUGAAUGCAUGGAGUGUGGAAAGAGCUUCAGAAGAAGCAGUCAUCUUAUUGUCUAUAAAAGGGUCCACACAGGGGAGAAGCCAUAUAAAUGCAUGGAGUGUGGAAAGAGCUUCUCUCAAAAUACAUCCCUUGUCAGACAUAAAAAUAUGCACACAGGAGAAAAACGAAAGAAAUCCCUGGAUUGUGGAAAGAGCUUUUCUACUAGCAGGGAUCUUAAUUCCCAUAACAGCAUCCACACAGGGGAGAAGCCAUAUAAGUGCAUGGAGUGUGGAAAGAAAUUCUGUGAAUAUAGAUCCCUUGUGAGACAUAAAAGGGUCCACACAGGGGAGAAGCCAUAUAAAUGCACUGAGUGUGGAAAGAACUUUACUAAUAGUAGUCACCUUACCUCCCAUAAAUGGAUCCACACAGGGGAGAAGCCAUAUAAAUGCAUGGAGUGUGGAAAGAGCUUUCGUACUAGGAGUGAGCUUACUUCUCAUAAUGGGAUUCGCACAGGGGAGAAACCAUAUAAGUGCACGGAGUGUGGAAAGAGCUUUACUACUAGCAGUGAUCUUACUUCCCAUAACAGGAUCCACACAAUGGAGAAACCACACGAAUGCAUGGAGUGUGGAAAGAGUUUCAUAAGAAGCAGUCAUCUUAUUGUCCAUAAAAUGAUCCACACGGGGAGAAACCAUAUAAAUGCACUGGGUGUGGAAAGACUUUUACUCAGAAGGGUCAUUUGAAUUCCCAUAAAAUGAUCCACACGGGAGAAGUAAUAAAAAUGCAUGGAGUGUGGAUAGACAUUCAAAACAUUGAACUUACUUCCCAUAAAAGAAUCCACACGGGAGA
This is a messenger RNA of Python bivittatus (Burmese python), 1378 nucleotides long. Lineage: Eukaryota; Metazoa; Chordata; Lepidosauria; Squamata; Pythonidae. The record is from RefSeq and is a predicted model, not a curated record.